AUUAGAGAUGACAAGGCUAGUUUUUUCUUGUUAUCUAAGCUAAGAAGGCUUUCUAUUCUUUCAUUUCAUAAAACCACUGAUGCAGAUGAUGGAAUUCCAACCACAUACCACCACCACCCUCUGUAAAAUUUCACCUUCUUCAAAUCUCUGCAAUUUACAUUGUAUACGAACCUCAUGUCUGCCACUUUCAGAACCCUUCCUAUCUGUGAGUCAGUUGUCUCACUUUUCUUUCUUCUGCUGUAUUUCCUUUCUGUCCCUCUUUUGUUUGUUGUUCAAACAAAGAAAAACUGCCUUUUCCUUUCUUCUCUUCUUCUUUUUCCAGCAGCUUAGUUCUGUUGCAAUUGGCAUCUUAAACCUUUACAAAAGAAGUUGACUAAAACCCGUGUCACCAAAGUUUUGCUAUUUAUACUUCUCUCCAAGGCCUUGACCCAUGAAAGUUUUUACAGCCUACUCUACUGUAGCAGCAGUAGGUUUUAGCAAAUUGAGCCAUCAUGAUGUCAUUUUCCUGUGCAAAAGCCUUCUUACGUCGGUUCUGUAACGACGGUUUUCAAAUGGAAAGCAAUAGUCACAGCUUCUUCUCUACUGAUCUCUUGCCAUCACUUGGAGCAAGGAUAAACCAGACAACCAAGCUAAGACAGUAUAUUGUCUCUCCUUUCAGUCCUCGUUACAGGGCCUGGGAGAUGUUUCUCAUAUUUCUGGUUGUGUACUCAUCCUGGAUAAUCCCAUUUCAAUUUGCAUUUCUGACAUAUAAGCAAGACACACUAUUCAUCAUUGACAACAUUGUCAAUGGAUUCUUUGCCAUUGAUAUCUUUCUCACCUUCUUUGUUGCAUACCUGGACCGUCGAUCAUAUCUUCUGAUCGAUGAUCCAAAGAAAAUUGCAACAAGGUACAUAUCGACCUGGUUCAUUUUCGACUUCUGCUCAACAGCCCCAUUUCAACCUCUCAGCCUUCUCUUCACUGAACACAGCAGUGGCCUAGGUUUUAAAGCACUUAAUAUGCUCCGACUGUGGCGUCUCAGACGGGUCAGCUCCUUGUUUGCAAGACUCGAGAAGGACAUCCGGUUCAACUAUUUCUGGACGCGGUGCACAAAGCUUAUCUCAGUGACUCUUUUUGCAGUGCAUUGUGGUGGAUGCUUUAACUAUCUGAUAGCAGACAGAUACCCAGAUCCAAGGAAAACCUGGAUAGGUGCUGUUAUGCCAAACUUCAAAGAAGAGAGUCUUUGGAACAGAUAUGUAACUGCAAUAUAUUGGUCCAUUACAACACUAACUACAACAGGUUAUGGGGACUUGCAUGCUGAAAACCCUAGAGAGAUGUUGUUUGAUAUUGUCUACAUGUUUUUCAACUUGGGAUUAACCGCUUACCUCAUUGGAAACAUGACAAACCUUGUUGUUCACGGAACGAGCCGAACCAGAAAUUUUAGAGAUAUGAUCCAAGCUGCUUCUGAAUUUUCUGCGCGGAAUCAGCUGCCGCCACAAAUACAGGACCAAAUGCUGUCGCACAUAUGCCUCAAGUUCAAAACAGAAGACUUAAAACAGAACGAAACAUUGAAUGGACUACCGAGAGCCAUUCGGUCAGCUAUCGCUCAGAACCUCUUCUUACCUAUUGUUCAAAAGGUUGAUCUUUUCCAAGGGGUUUCCGGCGAUUUCCUUUUACAACUGGUCUCAGAAGUGGAAGCCGAGUAUUUUCCACCAAUGGAAGAUGUGAUUCUGCAGAAUGAGACUCCAACAAAUAUGUAUAUACUAGUUUCAGGCGCUGUGGAAUUUAUAGCAUCUACCAAUGGUUGUGCCAAGGUUCAUGGAAGAGCAGUCGCAGGAGAUAUUUUCGGGGAAAUUGGGGUUCUUUGUUACAGACCACAGCCAUUCGCUGUUCGAACUACUAAACUUUCCCAAAUCCUAAGUCUGAACAGGACUUCCUUGAUGAACAUAAUUCAAGCAAAUACAGAAGGUGGUAAUAUUAUCAUGAACAACCUUUCCCAGAAACUGAAUUGCCUGGAAAGCUUCAUGUUUGGAGAUCAAUAUAGGUAUCCAGGAAUGACAGGCAAAACAUGGCAUGACCAAAGAACAUUAGCAACAGCCAAUUCUCCAUUAGGGUUAGGAGAAAAUUGUCCACACAGCGAAACAAAGACUCUGGAGGCGGAAGACGGGGGCCAUUUAGUGCAGAAUCUCCCAGAGAAGCAAAAGAUAGAUGCAGAUGAUGAUAUCAUCAGAUGUAGAUCUGACAUAAACUCAACAGAUGAAGAUGGUCAAACAGCACUUCAUGAUGCUAUUCGUAAAGGGCAUCUUGAAAUGGUAAGAAUUCUGCUGGAGGGAGGAGCUAAUGUUAACAAAGCAGACGCAGGAGGGUGGACUCCUAAAGCUUUGGCAGAGCAACAUGGACAAAAAAAUAUCUAUGAUCUGCUUAUACUUCAUGAAGGAAGGAACAUAAGUGGAGCAGAUCAUAAAAUAGACUUUCUGCAGACAAACCCACAAAGAUUUGCUAGAGCCAAUCAAAGCAAUGAUAAAAUGAACUGGAACACUAGUUUUGGCAAUUGCAGCAAGAUUGCAACAGAAUCUAAAUCAGGCAGCGUUGGAAAAACCGUAGCGCACGAUAGCAGAAGAGUUACGAUGCAUUUUACUAUUGGAAAGCACAAUACAUCAGAAAAUCAAUUUGGGAAGUUGAUAAACUUGCCUGCUACACUAGAGGAGCUAUUGUCAAUAGCUGGUAAGCUUAGGUCAAAAGUUUCCAGGCUACCAUCCUGUAAAAGUCGUCAACAGAGAAAAUGCUGAAAUAGAUGAUAUAAGCGUAAUUCGAGAUGGGGAUCAUCUAUUCCUGCUUCAAAAGUAAUACCUAAAUCUAAUAAACUAUGCCAGCGAGGUUACAAUGUAAAAAAGAAGAAAUUAGUGUGAGGCAACGAUCAAAUUUGCAAUAUCAUUAAAAAAAGUUACUGAGUUA
This is a messenger RNA of Papaver somniferum (opium poppy), 2931 nucleotides long. Its product is annotated as potassium channel KAT3-like. Gene Ontology annotation, biological process: transmembrane transport; potassium ion transport. Gene Ontology annotation, cellular component: membrane. The record is from RefSeq and is a predicted model, not a curated record. Bases 492 to 2765 code for a protein of 757 amino acids. The transcript is spliced from 11 exons. Lineage: Eukaryota; Viridiplantae; Streptophyta; Magnoliopsida; Ranunculales; Papaveraceae. Gene Ontology annotation, molecular function: voltage-gated potassium channel activity; protein binding.